Molecule: messenger RNA, 4617 nt
Organism: Acanthocheilonema viteae
Lineage: Eukaryota; Metazoa; Nematoda; Chromadorea; Rhabditida; Onchocercidae
Source: the annotation of a GenBank genome assembly
AUGCAAAACGGAAUGAAUGAUUCAGAUCGGCCAACCACCACGACAAUCAGUACAAUUGCAAUAAAUGCCGGUAAAAAAGCAACAAUUGUUGUCGCGUUACUAAAGAGUGUCGGAUAUGCAUCUCUUCGAAUUGAUGAAAUGCAACCACGAAUGCUUGAACUUGGCGAAAAUGUGGAUGAAACAAAUGCUCUGUUGGCUAUCCAUGAAGAUCUGAUGCAUCGACUUAAGAAUAAAGAAGAUCAGGUGGAAGAGUUACUUGCUCGAGCAGAUAAUUUAGUAAUACAGCAAAAAGAGCCCGAUGUUCACGUUUAUGAAGCAAUGGCUGAAAGUUUGGGUACAGCUUGGAAGGAAUUGAAUCGUCAACUUCACAUGCGAGGAUUUUUACUUGCUGAAACAAAGCGAUUUUAUAAAUUGGCAACACGCCACGAAGAAAUUAGUUCGAAGAUACGAAAUAUGCUUCGCACAAUAAUUCAACAGUCGGAUGUCGGCAAUCUAAACGAUACUGUUUUACAAAUUCAACAAUUUAUCGAUGAACUGAUCGAUGUAACUGCGUCAGCUGUGGAUAGCGGAGCAGAUGUGAUAACACAAAUUAGAAUACUGGGCUCUAUGGCUGAUAAUGUAGAAAGUGUUCAGGAAACUGCCCACGCUUGCUUACUAAUCGAAAAAACUAUGUUAAAGAUGGGAGCAGAAUGGGAAUUGCUUGAAGAAUCGUGGAAGAAUGAGCGAUCUAAACUAGAAAUGCAAGUUGAUGAGAGCCAAGCGAUUCUGUCUCACAUUGAAGAAAUUGAAAAAUGGCUUCAACAGGCACGAAUGCAACUUCGUGAUGGACUAAAUAUCAACGCAUUGAUGCAGCAAAUUUUGAAACAGCAUAAAGCACUAAAAGAUAUCAUAUCAACCAUCGAUCGAAGUGGCGCAAAUGCGAAUCUUCGUGAACGUGUCACGCUGUUGCAAACCGAUUUGGAUACAUUUAUGCAAGAGCUAAAACAAAGAAAAGAUGAAAACGAUAAAGUGAUCGCAUGGAUUGCAGCUGCAAAUACCAUGUUGAACCAAUUAGGUGCAAUGGAAUCAGACAUGCAUAAUGCUAAUGCAGCAAUGGUUGGAGAACUGGCACCUUUGGCAAGACAAAAAGCGCAAAAGGUGAUUGAUGACGGACGACAAAUUGAACACAUUGAUCAACGUGUUAAUCGAUUCAUCAUUGAUAUCCAGAAUAAACUAAAACAGAUCGAGAAUUAUGCUUGUGAACGGAUUGAUGAAAGCAAAGAAUUGGUCAAAGAUCAGUUAUAUCGUUUCGAAAAAUGGCUAACAGAAACUGAGCAAUCAUUUAUGGUGAAUAGCCGUUUAGGUUGCAAUUUGAAUGAUGCCAUUCAGUUCCAUAAAUUUCACAAAGAUAUGUUUACUGAUAUUAUCAACAAAGGAUUUGAGCUAAACGGUUUGUGGAGCAAAAGUCAUGAAUUAGGUGCAACUGAUCGUCAACGUUUGGAGGAAUUUAAACAACGAUACGAAUCAUUGAAAGAAGCGGUAGAUGAACGCAUUAAUCUUGGCACUGCUUUCCAACAGGUACAAAAAUUUGCUAACGAACUUGAGAGUUCAGUUGAGAGUUUAAAUGCUUUAAUUAGUUCAAAUCGUACUUAUAUGAACGAGAAAUUACUUAUACAAAUGAGAGAAGUAUUUCGUAUGAUCGAAGAAACAAUCAGACAAGAGAAACAUCAAGGUAAUCAAUUCAUUCAUGCAGCCCAAUCAGCUAAGAUGAAGGAUCCGAGACUUGAUAUUGAGCAGUCGAUAAAUUCAGUGCGCAAUUUGUUAAAUGAGCAUGAACAAAGACAGAAAAUGACCGAAGAAACUUGGCAACGAUGGAAAGAUAAACGAGUGGAGGAACAAAAAAUAAUCCGAAUUGUUGAAGAGGUUCAAAUUUGGCAAGAGGAAACGGUGGAGAUAAUUCGUACCGUAGAAGAAAAACUAGAAAAUGUAACGGUGAUUGAACGACAUGAAGAAUUGAUGAAAAUAAUUGAAGAAAUAGAAGAACGUUUCCAGGAACAAGAACGAAGAAUUGAAGAAGCUGAACGAAUUUUAAAGGAAACUGAAGGUGAAGAAGCAUUUGAAAAAGUAAUGUUAGCGAAACAGCACCAGAAACAAAUUGAAAGACGACUUACACAACUAAAGGAGAGAAUUCGAGUUGUAGAAAAGCGAGUUAAUGAAGCAGCGAAGGAAAGGACGAAAGCUCCAGAAAUCACAAGUCAUUUACGUGACGCGCAAAUUGAUGAAGGUAGUCGAUUCGAAUUUACCGCUUAUAUCAAAGGUGAACCAGUCCCUGAAAUACGCUGGUUUAAGGACGGUCGAGAUGUGAAGGAUAAUAUUGAUUACCGUACUGCAUUCGUCAAUGGGGUUGCCACUUUGACCAUCGAUGAAACAUUUGUAGAAGACACAGCCGUUUAUACAGUACGUGCUCAGAAUGUCGCGGGGUUAGCUGAAUCUUCUGCAAAACUUGUAGUCAAAUCUCGAAGUGAGAUGGGGCUACAGGCGGAAGAAUCAUUCAAACCGCGUUUCAUCCGACAGCUGCGCAAUAUUACGAUCACAGAGGGUGAUGAUGCCUUUCUCGAUUGCAUUAUUAUAGCCGUUCCUGAGCCAAAGGUUGUAUGGUAUAAAGAAGAAGAAGCGAUCAAAGAAUCGGAACAUAUCGAACUUCAAUUUGAAGGUGAUCAUUGCUCGUUGAAAGUGAAGAAUGCAAGGAUGAGUGAUGCUGGUCUUUACACGGUGAAAGCAACAAAUACCGUAGGUGAAGCUACCAACUUUUGUCGUCUGACAAUACAAACACCGUCAGUUCUAAGAAGUUCUGUGAUACCACCUUCAACAUCAUCAGAGCCAAAAUUUUCAUCAAUCACGCCAUCAUUUGCACCACCACUUACCAAUCAAGUUGUUCGAGAAGGUUCGAGGACUGUUUUUGAGAUACGCGUACUUGGCGUACCACCGCCAACAGUUGAUUGGAAGCAUAACGAUAAACCACUGUAUACAACUUUGGAUACACGCAUAGAGAAUGACAUUAAUGGAUGGUAUCGAAUGGUCAUCGAAAAUACUCUUCCUCAACAUUCCGGAAUGUAUACUGUUAUUGCAAAGAAUGAGGCAGGUGAAGCACGAUCGGGCGCUACAUUGAAUGUGGAAUCUCGACGGAUGGCAGUAGAACAGAAGGAAACAAACGUUCAAACUACGGCAGAAGGUUUUUGGAGUGAUUCUGCAAUAAUGUCAUCACCAACACCGCCGCCCGUACCGAAACAUCGCUAUCAUUCAGAAAUUGAAGAAUACGCUGAAAAAUUGGUCUCCGAAAUUGGUUGCAGUCCCACUGCUACUGUACCGGAAUUUAUUCGACCGUUCCAAAACGAAUAUAUUGUCAACGAAGGAGAAAAAUUCAAAAUGGACUGCUUGAUGAUUGGUAAUCCACGCCCCAAAGUGCGCUGGUAUUUCAACAAUCAAAUCAUUAAUAUUAAUUCGAAAUUCUGCACGUUGUCGAAUAUUGGUGAUACAUAUUCGGCAAUACUGGAACCGGCUCGUUUGGAUCAUGCCGGUGUUUACAAGAUGACAGCAGAAAACAUACGGGGUGAAACGGAAUCUGUAUUUGUGGUACGCGUGCUACCGCGAUCCCUGAAACCUACCACUGUUGAGCAUGUUCAUAUAACCGAAGAAUAUGGUGCUUAUGAGUAUGAGCAACGAAUACCUGAUGAACGCUUCUCACAACAGUUAGAAUAUGUGAACGAUAAUUUGAGGAUGCGCGAAGAGGAACAACGUCGUUUGGUAGCCAAGCAACACUCCACAAGACUUCUCUCUCCUCCUCCGGCCAAGAAACAACAAUUACAAACAGUACAUUCCCAGCAGCAGAAUUUAUCAGAGCGUUAUGAUAUUGACGAGAGUCGAGAACUUGGUCGACCACCACAUUUCACUCAAACUUUGGUGUCUGCAGUGGCUGCUUGCGGUGAUGAAGCUAAGUUCCAAGGCAUUGUCAUAGGGUGGCCUACUCCUGAAGUUACUUGGACGAAGGAUGGUGUACCAAUAUCUAAAGCGACAAAUCCAGAACUAACUUUCUCUAACAUAGGUGGUCAUGUAUCAUUGACCUUUUCUGCUUCACAGCUUGAACAUUCUGGCAAAUAUAUGUGUACCGCCAAGAAUGCAUCCGGUGUUGCUACUUCAAGUGCCCAGCUUGUCGUAAGGCCACGAACUGUAGCACCUGAUUUUGUGCGACGAUUAAUUAGCGAAGAAGUGGCAGAAGGUGAUGAAUUGAAAUGGACCGUUCAGGUGACCGGUGAUCCAAUACCAAGAAUAAGUUGGAUGAGAAAUGGCCUGGUCAUUCCACAUUGUGAUGAAGUUCGCCUCAUUGAUGAGGGUAAUGGUGUGCAUUCAAUGAUUAUUGUUAAAGUUGAAAUGGCCGAUAGUGGACAGUUCACUUGUCUUGCUGAAAAUAUUGCUGGCGAAGCUCGUAGUACAGCCGAUCUUGUGGUACGACCUGCUGGUUCUGAACCGGGCAGUUAUUUCCAUGUGACAAAGGUGACGCAAGAGAAGAAGGUAAAAGGCGAGGAAGUAAAUCGAAAUGAAAGUUUUGCAAUUGAAAAUCCACGAAUUUUAACAGGCUAA